ACCAAGACUGGCGCCGCGACCGCCCAUUUCCGGUUCUGACGUCAUCCAGUCUGAGUCAGUUCGUGGCCGAUUGUUGUGACGGAGUCGCCGGAAAAGGGCUUUUCUGGAAAGAUCGGAGGGGAGACGUUUCAGCGCAACACGCAAACGGGCGACAACAACCAAUAACAAAAUACACAAAACAAGCGAAAGAAAAAAUCUGCCUUCUUUAACUUCCACCGUAAGUGUCCCAACGGCUUAAGCGGGAAACUUUCCGAGCCAAGAGAGAAGAGUGUGUGAGGAGGGCGGCCUGCUCCUAACUGUGAGACUCGGAAACUUUGCGAGCGGGAGAGACUGGUCGAGCAGGCCGCGGGCAACACAACAGGUUUCAGGAGGCCCCUUCAUCCACCGACCUCUCCGCCCCGCUCGAGAGCAUUUCGCUGUUAAAUUUCCCGUUCGCCUCUUUUAUUUUCCGGUGGAGGAGAAAAAGGAAACAGAAAGACCCUGGUUAUAAAUGCGGUUCGGAUCCAAAAUGAUGCCUAUGUUUCUCACUGUGUACCUGAGGAACAAUGAUCAGCAUUACACAGAGGUACCAAUCACUCCAGAUACCACAUGUCGAGAUGUUAUUGGCUAUUGCAAAGAACCAGGAGAGAGAGACUGUUAUUUGGCUGAGCGUUGGCAUGGUGCUGAGCGUGUCAUAGCAGAUAAUGAACGUAUAUAUGAUAUUCUGCAACAGUGGGGUGUUCAAAGAAAUGACGUUUGUUUCUAUCUGCGCCAUGAGCGUCCACCAAGCGCAACCAGGGAUACAGGCUGUUUGAGACUCCAGGAUCCAACGCUGAAGAGAAAUAGAGUCCAGGGUAUUAUGGAUAGACAGGUGGAAAAUGGUGUUAGUGGGCCACGUAUGGACAUGACGCUUGCUGAACUGCAAGAAAUGGCAACUCGGCAGCAACAGCAAAUCGAUUCGCAGCAGCAACUGUUGGCAACAAAGGAACAGCAUCUGAGAUACCUGAAACAGCAGGACCAUCGAGAGCAACAGGCAGCAGAGCAAGAGAAGCUACAAAAGCUUCGUGAGAUUGCUGAGUGCCAGGAAGCCAAAUUGAAGACCGUAAGGUCUCUUAAAGGGCAAGUGGAACAAAACCGACUUAGCAAUGGGAAGCUGGUUGAGGAGAUUGAACAGAUGAAUAGUCUCUUCCAACUGAAGCAGAGAGAAUUAGUGGUUGCUGUUGCAAAAGUGGAGGAGCUCACCAGGCAACUAGACAUGUUGAAAAGUGGAAAGAUUGAUGGUUAUCAUGAGAACCAAUCUGUUGUGGUUGAGCUUGAUAGACUCUACAAAGAGUUGCAGGCAAGAAAUAAAUUGAACCAGGAGCAGAAUGCAAAGCUUCAGCAUCAAAGAGAGUCCUUAAACAAGCGGAACUCUGAAGUUGCAUCAAUGGAUAGACGUAUUGGGGAUCUGCGUGAGCGCUUGUGGAAAAAGAAGGCAGCAUUACAACAAAAAGAGAAUGUGCCAGUUUCAUCCGACAAAAAUGUCCCUCAACAAGUAGUAUCUUCUGCACCCAGCCGAGUAGCUGCAGUUGGACCCUAUAUCCAGUCAUCUACCUUGCCUCGUGCCCCACAGAAACUUGAACUUUUGGUAAAGCCAGCUUUUCCUAAUGGAUCAUCUACUCUACCUAAUGCGCAAGUACAUACAGUGAAUGCUCAGAAUCCUGCAGCCAAAUCUGGAGUUUCCCCAAUUAACACUCCUGGUGCUUGCAUUGGGACACAGGCGCUUUUACAGACACCACCUCAGACUCUUUCCGAAAGGAAUGAAUUGACUGUUGGUGUCCCUGUUCAUCAACCUGCAGCUUCCUUGAGUACUGGUACCUCAAACUUAGUCAGAGGAGCAUCAAUAUCCAACACAUGUCAAGGUGUGAUCAAGAAAAUUGCAAAUGACACGAAAAUUGGUAGGGUGGUAAAUAAGGAGGAUAACCGACUAGUCACGUGGUUAGAGCAGUGGCAAAUGGAUUUCAACCUGGAAAACUGUGAGGAAAUAUGCUUCAGGAUUGCUAGCAAGACAAGGGAUUACAUCAUGAAUGCCAAGACCAUAAAAAUACUGAGACCUGAGAGACCUCGGAAUGCAUUUUCACAGAUCAUUGAAGGUAACAGGACAAGUAGAUGA
Molecule: messenger RNA, 2131 nt
Organism: Rhincodon typus (whale shark)
Lineage: Eukaryota; Metazoa; Chordata; Chondrichthyes; Orectolobiformes; Rhincodontidae
Product: apoptosis-stimulating of p53 protein 2
Exons: 11
Coding region: 491-2131 (546 amino acids)
Biological process (GO): signal transduction; regulation of apoptotic process
Cellular component (GO): nucleus
Molecular function (GO): p53 binding
Source: RefSeq, a predicted model, not a curated record